CCGCCGCCGCGCAGCAGCACUCAAAGAAGAGGGAGCUACAUUACUUCAAUCGGGUCGCGGUCAUUGCUACGCACCUGCACAGUUACGAUGCUGGAUUCCGCGCUCGCCUAAACGCGCACGCUCGGCGUCUCUGCGACACCCCCGCCCGCACUUUCGCGCAACAACACCCGACCAAACAACAUGGCAGUACCCGACGACGAACAGAACGCACAGCCCGAGACGUCUGCUUCCACGCCCAACUCGACUCCCGCCCCUCACAGCGCAUCAAAGACCGUUCAUGCGCCCAAAGACCGCGCCUGUCCUUUCUGCGGACAGGCCUUCACCUCGUCCAGUCUAGGCCGCCAUUUGGAUCUGUAUAUUCGACCCAAGAAUCCCAAGCCUCCCGAUGGCGUGCACGACGUCGAUGAGAUCAGGAAGCUACGCGGAGGUAUAACGCGCCGGCAGCCGCGCACGAGCGGCAAAGCGGAGGGUGGUGCUGCCAGCAAUGCGCGCAACAGCGUCGACCACAGCGCAACGCGCCGAGAUGGCCGCGGCGACGGCGACGAGGAUGAAAAGGCGGCCUCCACUGCGCGCGCCGACCAGGAGACACCAAUCCAAUCGCCUGUGAAUUCUAAAGACGUGCAAGAGCCUGCCUCAUUCUUCAACAAGGCCAAUUGGCAGGCCACGGGCGUCAUAAACAAUCUGCCCCCGCGAGCACCUUCACGAAGUGCUUCCGAGCAUCCACCAGCACCUUCAGGCCAAGCGCAACGUAUUCAGGACAUGCGUCGCGACGCCGGGGGCACCAGAAUCCAGCGUCCCGAGUACGAAGGCGGCGACAGCAUGUGGAGACUGCAAGAGGCUGCGGAAAUGGGUCGCGCCGCAGAGAUGGCCCUACGUGAAGUUCUGGGUAGUCUGGAGGCCGCCGCGAAGAAGGUUGAACCCAAAUUGCUCUACAACGAUUUUGAUUUCUUCUCGUUAUCAUUUCCAGGCCUCUGUCUAGCUAUUCUCCCGCCGCCCACCACUCUGUUCAGCCCAGCUCCCUUUGCGUCUGCUGAAUCGUGGACCAUUGGCGCUCCUGGCUUACGGCAGUACGAGGCCAUGAUUCGUCUCAUGAACGAGCGCAUCAAUCAGCGACAACAGAACGAUCCCGUUCCGGACUCCGUAUUGUUCAAACAUCAUACGCACCUUUCGGGUGCUUGGGAGCAUUGGGAAGGAAUGCCGGAAUCAGAGCGUACUUCGGCCUGGCAGCUCGAAAUCUUGCGCUCCUUCACACGCUCUCAGGAACGCAAUGAGCAACUUCAGACUGAAAUAGACCGACUGCACCAGCAUAAUCAGCACCUUGAGGCCGAGUACGACCGUUUAUCGCGAUGUCAGCUUCCUCGGGAGUAUCUUACGCAUCCUCCAAAUACAAUCCCCGUGCCACCCGCGGUGAUGAAGGAGGUGAACCGCUCGGGUGCAAGCAUGUCGGCGGCCCAAGCGAAUUACAACGUAGAAACGCUGAUUUCCAAAUGGCGAUCCACUAUCCGCGCAAAUACGCGCUCUUCGCGCACUACAGCACCUUCAGCGACUUCUCGACCACAAAUUUAUACUGAAAAGGGUUCUAAUGCUCUUCAAGAGGACAUGGUCAUGAAUGGCUCUGUUUGGGGAGUCCAAGGACCGAUGCCUCGAGCAUCAAAUAUGGAUUGGCAGCAGCAUGAGAAGGAAAAGAUGUCGUACGAAACGCCACCUAAUCCGGGAGCCGUGGUCGGCAGUGCUGACGAUGAAGCUACACCUAACAACGAUGCCGAUGCAGACGGUGAGACUGAAGAACUAGACGCGAAUGAUCGGGCAAAUUCUAUGUCCAAACGACGCCGGUUGGAAGGAGCGAGCGCAUACGGCUCACCAGAGUCGAGUGUACUCAAUGGCAACGUGAAGCGUCCGCUCAAUGGACGAGGUGGUGGGCCUAGGAUACUCAAAGAAAAUACCCGAUAGAACGAAUGACACUAUUCAAGUUGAAC
This is a messenger RNA of Cercospora beticola, 1976 nucleotides long. RefSeq lists its product as uncharacterized. The record is from RefSeq and is a predicted model, not a curated record. NCBI's taxonomy places the organism in Eukaryota, Fungi, Ascomycota, Dothideomycetes, Mycosphaerellales, Mycosphaerellaceae.